CGAGUGGAAAGCAGGGAGAUCAAACCAGCAAGAAGGGAGAUACCCUGAGGGAUUUCUCCACAGAGAGGCGGAUACAUCACAGCUGAGAGAAAGGCAGCCUUCAAUAUAAGUCAAAGUAAGCCAGCUAGUGUCAGACAAAUGCACAGAGUGAAGCUCUGAGAACUGGGAAUUUGGAAUUAGUAGACAUUGGGAUUUCCUAACACAGCCUUUCUGCUGCUCUCUCUGCGUUCAUGAAGAGGUAUUAAAGAUCCAAUGUAGUUUUCUAAACUGAAUAACAAGCUGCACUUUGUAUCCAGACCAAUCUUGGAACCCUGGGAAGUUUUAGCUGCAUAUAUGGAAUUCUAAACACAUCAGAACAGUUUGAUAAAUAGGAGAUCUGCUCUGGAUAACAACACGUUUAUUACUAUUCUACCAAAAACCGCAUACCAUGGCAUAAAAUAUGGCUCAAUUUUACUAUAAAAGAAAUACCAAUUCGCCUUAUCAAGACCGGAUUCCUCUUCGUAUUGUCCGUGCAGAAUCAGAACUUUCCCCAUCUGAAAAAGCAUACUUGGUCGCUGUAGAAAAAGGAGACUAUGCCAGCGUCAAACAGGCACUCGAAGAAGCCGAAAUAUAUUUUAAAAUCAAUAUUAACUGCAUCGAUCCAUUGGGAAGAACUGCUUUACUUAUUGCUAUUGAAAAUGAGAACCUUGAACUCAUUGAGCUACUCUUAAGUUUUAAUGUGUAUGUCGGUGAUGCUUUGCUUCAUGCAAUUCGGAAGGAGGUAGUUGGAGCUGUUGAGCUACUAUUAAAUCACAAGAAACCAAGUGGAGAAAAGCAGGUUCCACCAAUACUUCUAGAUAAGCAGUUUUCAGAAUUUACACCGGACAUCACACCGAUAAUUUUGGCUGCUCAUACAAACAAUUAUGAAAUUAUCAAACAUCUUGUGCAAAAAGGUGUGUCUAUACCAAGACCGCAUGAAGUUCGCUGUAACUGUGUGGAAUGUGUGUCAGGAUCUGAUGUGGACAGUCUCCGGCAUUCUCGAUCAAGACUAAAUAUCUACAGGGCACUGGCAAGUCCUUCUUUAGUAGCACUGUCAAGUGAAGAUCCAUUUCUGACAGCUUUUCAACUGAGCUGGGAACUACAGGAAUUAAGCAAAGUGGAAAAUGAGUUUAAAUCAGAAUAUGAAGAACUGUCAAAGCAAUGUAAGCAGUUUGCUAAAGACCUUUUAGAUCAGACAAGAAGUUCAAGAGAAUUAGAAAUUAUUCUAAACUAUAGGGAUGAUGGUGGACUUUUGGAUGAGCAGAAUGGAAAUGACCUCGCUCGAUUAAAACUGGCAAUUAAGUAUCAUCAGAAAGAGUUUGUUGCCCAGCCUAACUGUCAGCAACUGCUUGCAUCUCGCUGGUACGACGAAUUUCCAGGCUGGAGGAGACGGCAUUGGGCAGUGAAGAUGGUGACAUGUGUUAUAAUAGGACUCCUUUUCCCUGUCUUCUCCGGAUGCUACCUACUAGCCCCUAAAAGCACACUUGGACUAUUUAUCAGGAAGCCUUUCAUCAAAUUCAUAUGCCACUCUGCUUCAUACUUGACGUUCCUGUUCCUUCUUCUGCUUGCUUCACAAUACAGUGUCAGGGAUAUGCCGCAAGGACCUACACCGACCUUUGUAGAGUGGAUGAUAUUACCGUGGGUUUUGGGUUUCAUAUGGGGAGAAAUUAAACAAAUGUGGGAUGGAGGAUUUCAAGAUUAUAUCCAUGACUGGUGGAAUUUAAUGGAUUUUGUAAUGAAUUCAUUAUAUCUUGCGACAAUAUCAUUAAAACUUGUUGCAUAUUUUAAGUACCACGGAGAUUGUGAGCGAAAGUAUUGGGAAACGUGGCACCCUACUCUAGUGGCUGAAGCACUGUUUGCUAUUGCCAACAUAUUUAGUUCUUUGCGUCUAAUCUCAUUGUUUACUGCGAAUUCUCACCUGGGUCCCCUACAGAUAUCUUUAGGAAGAAUGCUCUUGGACAUCUUAAAGUUUUUGUUUAUUUACUGCCUUGUACUAUUGGCUUUUGCAAAUGGCUUGAAUCAAUUAUACUUUUAUUAUGAAACAAAUGAAAAUCUUCCAUGCAAAGGAAUUAGAUGUGAAAAGCAAAACAAUGCCUUCUCAACGUUAUUUGAAACAUUGCAGUCAUUGUUUUGGUCCAUUUUUGGCCUCAUUAAUCUGUAUGUGACAAAUGUAGAGCCGCAACAUGAGUUCACAGAAUUCGUGGGUGCUACAAUGUUUGGAACUUACAACGUAAUCUCCCUGGUUGUUCUGCUUAACAUGUUAAUUGCUAUGAUGAAUAACUCCUAUCAACUUAUUGCUGAUCAUGCUGAUAUCGAAUGGAAGUUUGCAAGAACAAAACUCUGGAUGAGUUACUUUGAAGAAGGAGGAACACUUCCCACUCCUUUCAAUAUAAUCCCGAGCCCAAAGACCAUAUGGUAUUUAUUUAAAUGGAUACGGAAACAAGUAUGCAAGAAGAACAUAAGGCGAAAACCUGAAAGUUUUGGAACAAUAGGAAGGAGAGCAGCUGACAAUUUUCGAAGACACAAUCAAUACCAGGAGGUAAUGCGAAACCUUAUUAAAAGAUAUGUUGCAGCAAUGAUCAGGGAUGCCAAGACAGAAGAAGGCUUAACAGAAGAGAAUUUUAAGGAACUAAAGCAAGACAUUUCUAGUUUCCGAUUUGAAGUCUUAGGUUUGUUAAAAGGAAACAAGGUUAAUCUUCAAGCUUUAAAAAUGAACAACGGUGUGGCAGAUGGCUCAGAGAGUGAAGGUGCAUGUCGGACCAAAGAGAAGCGAACAAGAACGCAGAAAAGUUUUAGUCUAUUUGAUAUAACGACCAUGAUCCAUCCUAAAACAGCAGAGAUCGCUUCGGAAAGACACAAAAAUGUGAGCAACGGGUCUGCUUUGUUGACAACAGAACCUACCAAGGAAAAGCAAAAAAAAAUACAUUUCGGUAAAGAUAUUAAAAGCUUUGGCUUAUUCCACAGACACUCAAAAAAAUCUUUCUCGGAACAGAGUACUAACAAAAUAUACUCUGUUUCCGAGGAGGUAGCAAACCAAGAGACAUUUGACCCAAGUGAUAAAAGUUUUCAACUAGAAGAAAAGGGUCCAGAAACAAAUCAAGAACUUGAUGUAAAUGUCCUCAAUGAACAAUCCUCAUUACCACAAGGUAUACAGGGUACCUCGGAAUGUCUACCCGCACAGCAUUCCAGUACUUGCCACAGUUUAUAUGUUUACAAUGAAAACGUUGUAGACACCAGUAAUCAUAAUUCUAACAUAGAUAAACUUUUAGAUCAAACUAGCACAAAUGCAGAAACCAUUGCAGAAGAAGAUUCAGUAACGAGACUGUGAUCUGAAGAACAAACUGAAACUAUAUCUGUAUAUAUGAGAUAUAUAUUUUAAAUUGUGCUUUUUUUUCCGGAAUGUUUAAAUAAACAUUUUCCAAAUGAAAUACAUUUUUUGCCUGCUGAGGCACGUAAAACUAAAAUAUGAAAAUACAUUUGUUAAGUUAGAAGAAUGGCAAUACUAUAUAAUAAUGUAAUAUUUUACAAUAUUUACCCUUUACUGAUCACGGUAAUGAAUAGGAUAUUCGUAUAUUUUUGCAAUAACCCUGGCAAACACAUAUAUGAAUAUUAUUCUAUGCAAACUAAGCAUGUAACAAAUAGUUGUCAACAUAUGUUACAUUUACAUUAUUUUUUAUCAUGGUUAUUUGGUAUAUUUAAAGAAUGAUCCUAUUUUGUUGCAUGCUAGGUAUAUUAAUUCUCCGAAGACACACACCAUUAUUUAUGAUAAGAUGACACACUGUAAAGUAAAUUCUAAUCACAGCUCAGGGAGUUCAAAUAAACUACUCUUUUACAUACAGAUUUUUUACUCUUCAUUGCUCAAACCUUGAGAUAGAAAUGAGCGUAAAUUCAUUUCAAGCUUGAUUAAUCUAAUGUACAGCAAUGGCCCUUGGCAUUUUGUUUAACCAACACUCAGUUUGACUACUAGUGAAGGAUCUGUUCUAAAUGCGCCUACAUAUUUCCUUAGGACUGAGAGUCUUUCUUGAGACUUAGUACUUGAGAGAUCAAUAUAUUUUCCCUAAAGUCCAGCACAUUUACAAUGAGGGUCUAUCAUUGUGAGAAAAGCACAGGUAUAGCCCACCUUAUCUAUG
Pelobates fuscus (common spadefoot toad) is the source of this 4148-nucleotide messenger RNA. RefSeq names its product transient receptor potential cation channel subfamily C member 4 (gene TRPC4). Gene Ontology annotation, cellular component: plasma membrane; cation channel complex. Gene Ontology annotation, biological process: calcium ion transmembrane transport; regulation of cytosolic calcium ion concentration. NCBI's taxonomy places the organism in Eukaryota, Metazoa, Chordata, Amphibia, Anura, Pelobatidae. The transcript is spliced from 11 exons. Gene Ontology annotation, molecular function: inositol 1,4,5 trisphosphate binding; protein binding; store-operated calcium channel activity. The record is from RefSeq and is a predicted model, not a curated record. Bases 440 to 3346 code for a protein of 968 amino acids.